AUGUUGGUAGAUCCAGCUCGGCGCAAUCAGAAGCUCAGAUGCACCUACCACCAAGACAGGGGGCAUAUGACUCAGAACUGCAGAGCACUGAAGCAACACUUGGAAGAUCUAGUGGCAGCCGGGCACCUAAGGGAUUGCCUUGAUCAGGAUAAGGAAGUGACCGAACUGGGGAACCCGCCACUAGAACCGAAUAUCGAGCACCCACCUCGGUUGAUAAUAAAUGUGAUCCACAGGACAGCGACUCAGGAAUCUAAUGAGGCACUGAAAGAAGAAAUCACUAAGGCUGUGCAAAUUCAGAGGGUCGUGUCAGUGGAGCCUGCAUCGAAAAAGGAACGUACAAUACCUAAAUCCCCCUUGUGCAUUGUUUCAUUUACUAGCAAAGAUUUAGAAAGCAUACAGCACCCACAUACUGAUGCACUGAUUAUAACUAUGGGAAUUAGGAAACCAUUUGACGUAAAACGAGUCCUAGUAGAUCAAGGCAGUGCAGCAGACAUAUUGUAUUAUGAUUUGUUCAGAAAGCUUGGUCUCUCCGAGCAGUACCUCACCCCAGUGACAGCCCCGUUGGUCAGUUUCAAUUCACAGCCAAAAUGGCCGUUUGGUAGAAUAGUAUUGCCAGUCGUGGCGGGAACAAAAACCCUCCAGAUAGAGUUCUUGGUUAUUAAUACACCAUCUCCUUACAACGCCAUACUUGGCCGCCCAUGGAUUCAUCAAAUGGAAACAGUCCCUUCAACCUACCACCAGCUCAUCCGUUUCCCAAUGGAACACGGAGUAGAGCAGAUCUCAGGGGAUCAAGUUGCGUCCAAACAUUGCUUCAUGGCAGCAUUAAAGGCAAAGCAGCUCUGCAAUCGGGUACAGACGGUAGAAGUGGCCGAACAGCCAGUCUUGGAAGAUGUAGGAGGAACCCCAGAGGAAAAGAUGGUAGAGGAUUUGGAGAAAGUCUUGGUAAAAGAAGACGACCCAGAAAAAUACUUCCUUAUCGGCACCUCGCUAGGCGCUGAUGAGAAACUUUAG
This is a messenger RNA of Camellia sinensis, 1011 nucleotides long. RefSeq lists its product as uncharacterized. The record is from RefSeq and is a predicted model, not a curated record. NCBI's taxonomy places the organism in Eukaryota, Viridiplantae, Streptophyta, Magnoliopsida, Ericales, Theaceae.